AAUAUUUUUGUAUUUUAUUUUGUCAUUGUCACUGUCAAUAAAAAAUUUGAAGUUUGCAUGGUAAUUGAAUUUAUAUAUUUCAAUAUUUUUAUUGUGUUUUUACUUAUAUCUUUUCAAGGUUUAUAUCACUGCAUUAUUUACUUUUGUAAGUUAUUUUUUCAAAUGGAACCCGAAGAAGCAAAAUUUAUGAGAACUGAGCGCAAACCAGGGUCAGUAGACGUUCACCCAAAUAUAGAUGCAAUAUGUCUAAAUUACGAUUUAGAUAUUCAAAUUCUAGCUUCCAAGGAGAACAUAAUCUAUGGAGAAAAGAAGAGUUUAAGAAAAAUUAUCGAAUUACCGAUGAUUAACAGCAGAACUGAUUGCCAUGCACUUUCGAAGGAAGUUGUCAAUCAAUGUGAACUUAUCCAUCAUAGCCGUUUGCCUGAAGUCGAACAGAUCAUUUAUUAUUUGAAGAAGAGAAAGAUGCAAAACGGUUCUCGAGGAAAUUCUGCAGUAUUAAGUGACAGUGACAAAAUUGUAGCAGACAAAGUUUCCAAUGGAUUGCAAGAAGCAAACUACAAUAGUCUAUCGGAUUACAUUGACCUUCUAUAUGAAGGAAUGUCGGAAAAAAUCAAAGGUGCCCAGUUCAUCCAGUUUCUGGCCAGAGAUCCCGAGAACUUGGAAGCACUUGCGACAAAUGAAACAUUGAUCAGUGCUCUGGGGCGGGUUUUAAGAGAGGAUUGGAAACGAAGCAUUUCUCUUAGUACCCAUUUAGUUUUCACAUUUUUCUGCUUCUCGAUGUACUCAUGCUUCCAUGAUGUUAUUUUAAAAUGCAAGGUAGGCUCCAUAUGCAUGGAUAUAAUCGAUUACGAAUUACGCCGGUACGACAGAUGGAAAGCGGAUUUCGAAGGAUCAGAACCACCGAUGGACAUUCCGAUAGUCCGUAAACCUUGCCCGAGCAGUGCCAGUAUGUCCGAUAUACCUCGUAGUCGCAUUCCAGAACCUGUACGUCCAAAAUCCGGAAAUUUCACCGAUGCAAACAUCAGUCAAAUAAUGGAAGGUAGCAUUUACGACGAUCUUACUACGUCUAUGGAAGGAAUCGAUGAUAGAAAACUCACAGACGAACAGAAAUUGAAACGGUUUCGCACGCUCGUCAAAAAGCAGGAGCAUCUCCUUCGUGUGGCGUUCUAUCUCCUGCUGAACAUCUCUGAAGAUGAAAUUGUGGAAGAAAAGAUGGCCAAGAGAAAUAUAGUCGGUCUCUUGGCUAAAGCUUUGGAAAGAGACAACGACGACUUGCUGAUUUUAGUCGUUACAUUCCUGAAAAAGUUAUCUAUAAUGCAUUGCAACAAGGAGACGAUCAUUGGGAGUUCGAGUGUAAUCGAAAAACUUCCUAGAAUAUUGAAUUCCAACAGUGCGGACUUGGUGCAUUUAACUCUCAAGUUGCUGUUCAACCUGUCGUUUGAUCACAAAGCCAGGUCCAAAAUGAUCAAAGUUGGACUUUUACCGAAAAUCAUGAGUUUACUUAGCGAUGAUAAACAUCAAGAAAUCGUUAUUAAAAUAUUGUAUCAUCUCAGCUAUGAGGAAGAUGUAAAGCACAAUUUCGUAGAUUGCAUUGGAUUGAUUACCGAUAUGCUUCUGCUUAACGUUGAAAACGAGCAAGAUAAAACAAUGGUCGCUUUAUGCAUAAACUUAUCCACUGAUAUGUCCAAUGUGCAGCACAUUAUUAAAAAAAAUAGAUUGCAAGCUUUGAUUAUGAGAGCUUUUACUUAUCAAGAUGCGAUGUUGAUGAAAAUGUUGAGAAAUAUCUCGGACAACUCGUCUUCAGCUGUUGCAUUUAUUGAGUUUGUGGGCGAUAUAGCGAAAGCAGUUGUAGAAUCCAAGGAUGAAGAUUUCAUCAGAGAAUGCGUGGGAAUUUUGAGUAACCUAUACCUGCCGGACCUCGAUUGGGCUGAAAUAUUCAAGCAUUUUGAUAUGGUGAAAUGGGUGAAGAAUAUAUUGACCAGUAACAACAGUGACGCCGAAUUGGUCUUGCAUGUAACCGUUUUACUGAGUACAGCAGCUACUGAUGAAGGUUGCUCUAAUUUAUUCUGCGAUACAAACAUUCUAGCACUUUUGAUCGAUUUGUUGAAAACACACCAGGAAGAUGACGAAAUUGUCCUACAAAUUGUUUACGUAUUUUUUGUCGUGUUAUCUCACGGUUCAAAUAUCGAUUAUAUUGUUAACAAAACCGAAGCUCCGGCUUAUCUAAUCGAUCUUCUCCAAGACAACAACAAACUCAUCAGAAAAUUAUGCAACACCUGCCUGAAUAUAAUAUCGGACUAUGAUAAAACUUGGGCGGAGAGAAUUAGAAUUGAAAAGUUCCGUAACCACAACCAACAAUGGCUGACGAUGGUAGACACUCAACAAUUGGAUACUGAAGAAGAAGAGGAAGAUGAAUUACCCCCAUAUUUAAAUACUGAAUAUCUUAGCACCGCAGUUGUACCUACUUUGUCGAAUUUAAGUGAAGGAACCGAGAACGAAAUUAUUCCCGAAAAAGAUUUAGACUGCAAUUUCUUCGACGGUAAUGAAAUGGAAAUGAAUCAAGAAUUUGAUUAUGAAGCAAUGUAAGCCUAAUGUAUGGUUCUCAUUACUAUAAGAAAGUUCUAUUCAUGAUUGCUUCAGACAUUAGCACACAUUAAGAUUAUUCUAGUCAUGUUUCAAUAUUUAUGUAGGCUUUUAAGCUAAUAUAAAUU
Molecule: messenger RNA, 2711 nt
Organism: Phyllotreta striolata
Lineage: Eukaryota; Metazoa; Arthropoda; Insecta; Coleoptera; Chrysomelidae
Source: the annotation of a GenBank genome assembly